Colletotrichum tamarilloi is the source of this 120-nucleotide messenger RNA. RefSeq lists its product as uncharacterized. The transcript has a single exon. The record is from RefSeq and is a predicted model, not a curated record. The coding region runs from base 1 to 120 and encodes 39 amino acids. Lineage: Eukaryota; Fungi; Ascomycota; Sordariomycetes; Glomerellales; Glomerellaceae.
AUGUCAAAGGUCUCAGUCUCGAGGUUCCCUGUAUUUGGGUCUGUAAGCGGACAUCCGUACCUUAAUCGAAGUGACAAACUGCGUCCGGCGACAUUUGGAGACGUUCCCAAGGUUCCUUAA